AUGGGCUCCACAACACAAAAACCGGUCCUCAUAUCCGGCGGAGGCAUUGCGGCAUUGCUGUUUGCAAGGUCGAUGCUCCGCCAGAAGAUCCCCUUCAUCGUCUACGAACGCGAUGCAUCGAUAGUGUUCCGCGCACAGGGUUAUCGCCUGCGCCUCUCAUCUGUCGGACUAGACGCUAUCGAGUCAGUCCUUGGGCCAGAGGCUUUUGAAAGAUUCUAUGAUGCCUGUGGUAAGACUGGAGGAGCAGGAUUCGCAGCUAUUGAUCCUUUGACUGGCGAGACGCUUGGCAGCGACGCGCCAAGCGUAAGCAAGGAGACGCUCACAAGUCGAGGAGGCCAAGUCGUUGGCAUCAGUCGCGGCGAUAUGCGCAAGAUCUUCUCAGAAGGACUGGAAGACAAUGUGCGCUGGAGCCAUCACGUGACUGGGUAUGAGAAGACUGAAGGCGGCGUUCGACUGAUCUUCAAGGAUGGCAGCAAGAGUGAGGAGGGAAGUCUGUUGGUCGGAGGGGAGGGUGUCAAGAGCCCAGUUGGAGGGCAGUUGUCGAAUGGCGCAAUCAAAGUCUACGAUCUUGGUUCAAGAGGUAUUCACGGACAGGCGCCCACCAGCGCGUUUAAGGGCCUAGGAGAGGGUGUGUUCCGUCUUGUAGAUGAUACCACUCAGCCCAACGGUGGAAAGGUCUUCAUCAUCACGAACGUCAGAGCCAACGAUAUGGGCAACCCAGAUACCAACUUUGGCUGGACAAUGGGUGGAAGUCCCGGCGUGAUCACUGCGCCCAACGACAACUACACCAUCAUCGGCAAGCCAGCUGCUUCAAUCGCCAAAUCGUUGACUUCCCACUGGCAUGAGCGUGUAAAACCAUUGUUCGACAACAUGGUCGAGGACGAGGCCGCAUUCUGGAAAAUCACAUGCUCCGAUCCAAAAGGCGUACCAGGAUGGCCGAAUGAAUCGCGCGUGACCAUCAUUGGGGACGCUGUCCAUGCCAUGACACCUGCAGGAGGUAACGGUGCGAACACAGCAGUUCGCGAUUCCGAUCUCCUUGGUCGAUUGGUCGGCGAAGCCUGGGCUCAAAGAAAGGGAGACACCUGGGAAGGCGUCACCGCCGCAUAUGAGAAAGAGAUGCGUGAGUACGCCAGUGCCGCAGUCAAAGAGAGCUUUGGACAAGCGACAGAGCAAUUUGGCAUAAAGCUCGAUCUUGCGACAGCGCCUACCGUCAACGAAUACGUAGCUCCAAACUAG
Didymella exigua CBS 183.55 is the source of this 1236-nucleotide messenger RNA. RefSeq names its product FAD/NAD(P)-binding domain-containing protein. The transcript has a single exon. NCBI's taxonomy places the organism in Eukaryota, Fungi, Ascomycota, Dothideomycetes, Pleosporales, Didymellaceae. Bases 1 to 1236 code for a protein of 411 amino acids. Gene Ontology annotation, molecular function: FAD binding. The record is from RefSeq and is a predicted model, not a curated record.